CUACCUCAAAAGAAAGAAAGUAGGAUCCGUCCGAGAACACACACUACCGUACUAAAUAGUAUGCUGAAACAAAACAUCUCUGUCGGUGACCUACUGCCUCUGACAUACUACUUAGGAGCGUAGUAGCGUUUCUGCUUGUGGUCAGAAGUCAGUGUCCGCUUUUUCUUUCUGAACUUAGUUAGUGUCCUUUACAUUUGACAACAGACAAGGAAGUUUGUUCCCCUUCUGAUCGAAAUGACACCGUCAUUUUCAUUUCCCUGAACUAUUAAAAGAUGAUUCUGGAAAGAGAUCGAGUGAUCAGGGCAGAACGUUCUUGAAAUCACCUAAUGAGAAGAAAUAAAAGGUCUCCUUCAGUACCCUGAUUAUUUGGACCACUGAUCUUAUUUCUGAUGCUGAUUGCUGGCACGUGAUGGUACAAUGGAGCUUGGCAUAUUUGGCUGACACGUGCAUGGCAUGUCAAAGUCAGAAGGACAGGUGGAGGAGGAGGUCUGUAGCAAGGUUACACGUUUUCUGGUGGGUUUUGAGGACCAUACGAGUGGAGAACUGGAGGGUGAAAACAUGAAGAACGUUUCAGAAACUUAUGAUGAAGAGGAGGAGGAGGAUGAUCUGGCUUCAGAGCGUCAGAUUGUGGUGGGGAUCUGCUCCAUGAUGAAGAAGUCCAACUCCAAGCCUAUGACCCAGAUCAUGGAGCGCCUUUGUAAGUUUGAGUAUAUCACUGUGGUCAUCUUCCCUGAGGACGUCAUACUCAAUGAACCAGUGGAGAAAUGGCCUCUGUGUGACUGCCUCGUCUCCUUUCACUCCAAAGGAUUUCCACUGGACAAAGCAGUGAGUUAUGCCAAAUUAAGGAACCCUCUUCUCAUCAAUGAUCUCAAUAUGCAAUAUUUCAUUCAGGACAGGAGAGAGGUUUACCGCAUUCUGAAGGAAGAGGGGAUUGACCUGCCACAUUACGCUGUGUUAAACCGGGACCCUGACAGACCAGAAGAAUGUAACCUGGUAGAAGGAGAAGACCAUGUUGAGUUGAAUGGGGAAGUGUUUCAUAAGCCUUUUGUGGAGAAGCCCGUCUCUGCAGAAGACCACAAUGUGUACAUCUAUUAUCCCACUUCAGCUGGUGGAGGCAGCCAGCGGCUCUUUAGAAAGAUUGGGAGCCGCAGCAGUGUUUAUUCCCCUGAGAGCACCGUUCGUAAGACUGGAUCUUACAUUUAUGAGGAAUUCAUGCCUACAGACGGGACAGAUGUAAAGGUGUACACAGUAGGACCUGAUUAUGCCCAUGCAGAAGCUCGUAAGUCUCCUGCUCUGGAUGGGAAGGUGGAGAGAGACAGCGAGGGGAAGGAGAUCCGAUACCCAGUGAUGCUCACUGCUAUGGAGAAACUUGUGGCUCGCAAAGUGUGUGUGGCAUUCAAGCAAACCGUAUGUGGUUUUGACCUCCUCCGAGCAAACGGCCACUCCUUUGUUUGCGAUGUAAAUGGAUUUAGCUUUGUAAAGAACUCCAUGAAAUACUAUGAUGACUGUGCCAAAGUCCUGGGGAACAUGGUGAUGCGAGAACUGGCUCCUCAGUUCCACAUCCCCUGGUCCAUCCCCAUGGAAGCAGAGGACAUCCCUAUAGUCCCUACUACCUCAGGAACCAUGAUGGAGCUCCGUUGUGUGAUCGCCGUGAUCCGCCAUGGAGAUCGUACACCCAAACAGAAGAUGAAGAUGGAAGUGAGAAAUGCAUUGUUCUUCGACCUGUUUGAAAAAUAUGGCGGUUACAAGACAGGCAAGCUCAAACUAAAGAAACCAAAACAGCUCCAGGAGGUCCUGGACAUUGCCCGUCAGCUGCUAGCUGAAUUGGGUCAGCACAAUGACUGUGAGAUUGAGGAGAAGAAAUCCAAACUGGAACAGCUGAAAACUGUGCUGGAGAUGUACGGCCAUUUCUCUGGGAUAAAUCGCAAAGUGCAGCUGACCUACCUGCCCAAUGGCCAGCUUAAAGCAUCAAGUGAAGAAGAAGACACUCAGAAAGAAGGUCCAUCUUUGUUGUUGGUGCUAAAGUGGGGCGGCGAGCUGACGCCAGCCGGUCGUGUGCAGGCUGAAGAGCUGGGAAGAGCCUUUCGCUGCAUGUACCCUGGAGGACAAGAAAACCGCAGAUCCCUGGGCUGUGAGUCCCCUACUGACUGUGGAGACUAUGCUGGAUUCCCUGGAUGUGGCCUACUGCGUUUACACAGCACCUACCGCCAUGACCUCAAGAUCUACGCUUCAGACGAAGGCCGGGUACAGAUGACCGCUGCUGCUUUUGCAAAGGGGCUGUUGGCUCUGGAGGGUGAGUUAACCCCUAUCCUGGUGCAAAUGGUUAAGAGUGCCAAUAUGAAUGGCCUGCUGGACAGUGACAGUGACUCACUAACAGACUGCCAACAGCGCGUCAAAGCUCGGCUCCAUGAGAUCAUGCAGAAAGACAAAAACUUCACUGAGGAAGACUACCAAAAACUUGCCCCAACUGAAAGCCCUUCUCUGGUCAACUCCAUGAAUAUCAUAGAAAACCCUGUCAAAACUUGUGACAAGGUUUUUGCUCUCAUUCAGAGCCUUACACGUCAGAUACGCAAGCGGCUAGAGGACCCCAAGUCUGCAGAUCUGCAGCUGUACCACAGUGAGACUUUGGAGCUCAUGCUCCAACGGUGGUCCAAGCUGGAAAGGGACUUCCGCAUGAAGAAUGGUCGCUAUGACAUCAGCAAAAUCCCCGACAUCUAUGACUGUGUAAAGUAUGACAUGCAGCACAACAGCUCUCUGGGUCUGGAGAACAUGCUGGAGCUCUUUCGGCUGUCUCGUGCGCUCGCCGACAUCAUCAUUCCUCAGGAGUACGGAAUAAAUAAAAUGGAGAAGCUGGAUAUUGCUAGUGCCUACUGCCUACCUCUGGUUAAAAAAAUCCAGCUGGACCUCCAGAGGACACAUGAGGACGAGGCUGUCAACAAGCUCCAUCCACUGUGGUUCAGGUAUUCGCGAGGCGUGAUGUCUCCGGGUCGGCAUGUGCGGACCCGGCUUUAUUUCACCAGUGAGAGUCAUGUGCAUUCCCUGCUAAGCAUAUUCCGAUACGGAGGCCUUCUUAAUGAGGAGAAAGACGAGCAGUGGAAGCAGGCCAUGGACUACCUCAGUGCUGUAACUGAACUCAACUACAUGACUCAGAUAGUCAUUAUGCUGUAUGAAGACAAUAAUAAGGAUCCGUCUUCAGAGGAACGUUUCCAUGUAGAGCUACACUUCAGUCCCGGGGUGAAGAGCUGCCGUGAUGAAGAGAAUGCACCAAUGGGCUUUGGGUUCCGCCCUGCCUCUUCUGAGAACCAGGACAAGCAAGAAAAUCUGGGCAGUCUGGAGGAUUUGUCUCAGGAUGAACCCGAUCGAGCCGUUCUUACUGAGCACCCGAGCGUUCUCAGAAAGUCCCCACUGAUUCGUAACCGAAAAACUGGGUCCAUGGAGGUCCUCUCAGAGAGCACAGCCUCUUCUCGUGGUGCAGCUUAUCGCCUCUUUCCAUCAUGUUCCCGCCAACCCUGUGAGGUCAAAUCCGGUGGCCUUGGCUCACUGUUCUCUGGUCUCUUCAGUUCCUCCUUCCGGGGGGUGUCCUCCAGUGCCCCCAACCUUCAAGAGCUGGCCAGAACCCAGCGCAAAAAAGCCAUGUCCUCUCAGAGUCGAGUCAGUAGAGAGGAGUUGCUCUCAAUGCCGGCUGUAAAGAGGUUUUCUGUGUCAUAUGCCAGGCAUCCAACUAAUGGAUUCGAAGGCUGCUCCAUGGUGCCAUCUAUAUACCCCUUAGAGACCCUUCACAACUCUCUGUCGCUGAAACAGGUGGAUGAAUUCCUCAACAAAGUGUGUGAAAGCCGGAGAGAGACACUCACCAAGACUCUGAAAAGUAGCUCUGAGAGCAGUGUUUGAUUCUCAGAUUCAACCUUCCACAGAGCCUGAGAGCCAGGAGACAGCUAGGACUUCAUUAGCUUCUCUAUUGCCAUAACAGCUAGCCCUGUCUUUGAAUUGUGUGUAUCUUUUUCCAAUAUUGCAGCCUUCCAGGACUCCAAAAGCAAUCCAUCAUCCCCAUCACGUGACCAUCUGCAAUAGACUCCUGUAGUCGAAAGCUUUCCAAAAUAUGCAGCAUUCUUGAGCGUUUGCCACCAAAGAGACAAAGACACCAGUCCAUGCAGGAUUUACACAGUCACAUCCACUUGAGCACAGUGAUGGCUCUACUUAUCUUUAGCUCACACCGAGAUUUAAGUGUCAUAAUGUCUUGUGUGAGGUGUGUUUUAUUCUGGCAAUGUAAUAUAUGUAGAUUGGCUGAAGCAUCAGCUCUAAGCAUUUCCCUUUACCACAAUACUAGGUUGCCUAUUAAAUCUGUCAUAGCUUUGAGGUUUUUUUUUUUUUUAAUAAUUCUCUUAUGUGCAUUUUGUUUCUGAGUUAAACUUGGUACAUUCUUUAGGAUACAAAUUUUUUUAACCGAUACGGUAAAUAAGAAUAGAUUAAAAUAUUAUGUGGUUGAUUUGCCUUCAUGAGCAAACUUAUAGAAGUUAUAAGCUGGCACUGUGCCAUCUCAUUCUAAAAGCACUGAGCAUCUAAAAUUAUAUUUACAUUCAGCUGGUCACAGUCUUGUGUAAUCUGAUCGACUAUACACUCUUACACACCACAGUUUUUAACAGGAAAACUAAUUUGUUUAAAAAACUAUUUGCUAUAACUAAAGCAUGAUUAGUCUUUUAUAAUGUCAGUCAAAUUAAUAAAUGUCCCUGUAGUUAAUGGUAGGUGGGUAUUAUUUACACAUAUGGAAUAUGACCAGACAGUUUACCAAAGCAAUAUUUUUGAUUUGUGUGUGAUUUUUGCUAAGCCAGUUCUAUACUAGGACAUACUGUAUCACAUGUGCCUUAGCAACUGAUUGUGCCUCUGUCUGUCUGUCCGUGUCUGUCUGUCUGAGGAUGCCAGCACUCUAUCCAUCAAUGAUUCCAGUUUAUAACCUUCAGCUCAGUCAUUGACAGGACCUCAGCACCUCACAGCUAGUAAACCUCCAGUCACACACUGUGCAGCAGCAAUGAUCCUCAUCUCUCUUAUUUAUUCUGACCUGAAAUCAGCUUUAUACUUUGCUUUAUAGUACAACAAGUGGCUGCUGCUAAUCCAAGAGCACCCAUUUGAGGUGUAGCUUCUGCCAUAUACUGCUACUGAGUCUCCAUAUACUCCUCAUCUCUCUUUUGUAUGUAUUGUAUUUUGCCCGGUUGUGCAGAAGCUCAGUUAUGCCGAGCCUCUUCAGCACCAGUAAAAUCACCAGAAGGCUGAAUCCAACAAUUAGUUGCACUGUUAUACCUCUGUAAUCUGCAGGAGUGAGAUUUAAUUAUAGCUUAUUCUGAGCUGCGUGAAGAUAAGAAUACACACUAGUAAUUGUCUUUUCUCUCAGCUGAUUGCACUUGUCACAUCUUCUUAAAGCCAAGUGAUUUCAUUGGAUGAUGUAAUGUCACUCCAUGUCAGGCAACACCUAAGAGAUGCAGGUAGACCAAUCAGAACACAGUGGUGUUUUCCAUGGUAACGUUUCCUCUUCCAGCGCACACAUAGAGCUGAGUCACUGUGCCAGUGUACACAUCAAAUAAAUAAAAGUAAUUAGCCUGCGGCCAGAUGAUCGAGCAUAACGUUUUAAAUUACUGAUAUAGUGUUGAAAUUUUUAAUAUUUGAAAUGGUCUUUUUUUUGUUGUUGUUGUUGUUUUGGCAUGUAUUGCACAAGGUAACUUGUUAUAAUAAAAGGAAUACUUGAAUGAAAUAGAAUUAUUUGUAUGAUUAUAUGAUCAUGAUAAUAUUUUAGGAUGUACUUUGUUCACAUCAGUGACGUAUUACUAUUAUAAGUAUUACAAGUGCAGUUUUUUUUCUUUGUUGCUUUGUUUUGUUCUGUUUUUUUACUAAACAUCUCAGCCAGUACUGAUUUGAGAUUUUUACCUCUGCAUACUCUGGUAGUGUCCUGCUUAAGAAUGUUUAUGAUCUGCUGUCUCGGAGUUAUCAUAUUCAAGUUCUUUGAACAAUUUAAUUUUAAAGUUUUCAAUGUUAUAUGAACGUGUGUAUAAAAUCUUGGUGGCUUUAUUUUACAUACGAAUAAAAGAUCAUUGAGUUGA
Tachysurus fulvidraco (yellow catfish) is the source of this 6086-nucleotide messenger RNA. It is a transcript of the gene ppip5k1b, whose product is annotated as diphosphoinositol pentakisphosphate kinase 1b. The record is from RefSeq and is a predicted model, not a curated record. Gene Ontology annotation, cellular component: cytosol. The transcript has 30 exons. Gene Ontology annotation, molecular function: 5-diphosphoinositol pentakisphosphate 1-kinase activity; diphosphoinositol pentakisphosphate kinase activity; inositol hexakisphosphate kinase activity. Gene Ontology annotation, biological process: inositol metabolic process; inositol phosphate biosynthetic process. The coding region runs from base 454 to 3888 and encodes 1144 amino acids. Lineage: Eukaryota; Metazoa; Chordata; Actinopteri; Siluriformes; Bagridae.